Molecule: messenger RNA, 4990 nt
Organism: Gallus gallus (chicken)
Lineage: Eukaryota; Metazoa; Chordata; Aves; Galliformes; Phasianidae
Gene: TPRN
Product: taperin
Exons: 4
Coding region: 1555-3879 (774 amino acids)
Molecular function (GO): phosphatase binding
Source: RefSeq, a predicted model, not a curated record
AGCACACGCACAGUGUUGUCUGAGGCAUGGAAAGCCCUGAGCUCCCCACCGUUUCCUGACGGCACAGACUUCCCCAUGAAACGUGGAGGCAGCUGAUAACAGGCGCUGCCUGCAGACAAAGCGCUGCCGGUGCUUCUCCCUGUGCUGCUGAGCGGAGCAGCGAUGGCCGAGCAGUGAAAGCAGCACAAGAAAUGUUUUCCUGCUCCCCUCCCGCCUUGGCCCUGCUCCACACUGCCUUCCCCAGCCGUGCCUGCUGCCCACAGCAUGGAAACCUCACUGCCCCCUCCAGAGCCCUCCUUACAAUGCCCCUUAAUGCUCCCUUAGUGCUCCUUAGUGCUCCAUAAUGCUCCUUAAUGCCCCGGUGCCCACCGGGCGCUCCUUUCCCCCAACACCCACUUACAUCUGCUCUUCCUCAGACCACGGCCGGGCUGACAGCGGGCUGACCCUCACACACGCCUCUCAUCCCCUUCCUCCUUGGCUGCUCCUUCUUGUGCUGCUGUUCCAUGGGCCCAAACAAAAGGAAAAAAUACCAGAUUUGGGUUAUUGUUUUGUUUUUUUCCUUAGGUUGAAUGAUAGAAUCACAAAGGUUGGAAAAGACCACCGAGAGCACCGGGCCCAACCCCAGCCCACCCCCACCAUGCCCACCAGCCACGUCCCUCGGUGCCACAUCCCCAUGCUCCGGGAACACCUCCCAGGCAGUUCUGCAGCAUCGCCACCCUUCCGAGAAGGACUUUUCCCUGACAUCCAACCUGCACCUCGCGUGGUGUAACCGAAGGCCAUCACCUCCCAUCCCAUUGCUGUUGCAUGGGAAAAGAGGUCAUCCCCCCCCCCGGUUACAGCCUCCUGUCAGGGGCUGCAGGGAGCACCAGGGCCUCCCCUGAGCCUCCCCUUGUUGGGGUUACGUGCUGUGGCUCCCGGCAGGGUGGAUGAGCACCAGGGCCUGGGAAUGCGCGACCACGGCUGCCAUUGGGGCAGAUGGGACCCACCGUGGGGCACGGAGAGGCUGUGAACGCUCCCUUGGGACACUUUGCUUGGGAUCAGCACCGCUGGGAUCCACAGGGCUGCGUUUUUAGGGCCAGUUCUCUUUAACGUUUAUCAGCGACAGGACACGGGACUUCACGGCGUACUCAUUAAAUUCGGAGACGACACCGAACGGGGAGGAGCCACGGAGCCCCCGCAGGGCAGAGAGGCCUCACGGGCCGAUCGGAGGGCCGGGCGGGCACCGCUCCCAGCCGCGGGGUUGGGGUUGGGGUGGCGCUGCGUGGAGCCGAGCUGCCAACACCCCCUCGCGCCCCGACACCGCCCGCGCUGCUCCACGGCUCUACGGAGCCGCCCCGCCGCAGGGAGCGCCCUCCGCACCGCCCUCCGCACCGCCCGGGGUCGCGCUGCCCUCCCGCCCUCAGGGCCGCCCGCCCCGCCCCGCCCCGCCCCGCCCCGCAGGACGGCCCGGGGGUGGCGCUGCGCAGGGCCCGGCUCAGGUGCGGCGGGAGGAGGAGGACGAGGCGGAGGAGGACGCGGCGGCCGCGGCGCGGCAGUGCCCUGAGUGCCGCCGCCAUGAGCAGCGCGGAGCCGCCGCCGCUCGGGGCCGGGCCGCGGGCACAGCCCGCCUGGAAGAGGGAGAUCCUGGAGCGGAAGCGGGCCAAGCUGGCCGGGGCGGCCGCCGGAGAGACGGAGCCCGCGGCGGCGGCGGCGGCUCGGGGCCCGGCGGGGACGGGCGAGCGGCUGGUGGUGGCCGAGAGCUUGGGCCCGCUGCGCGAGAACCCCUUCAUGCGGCUGGAGAGCGAGCGGCGGCGGCUGCGGCGGGGGCUGCCCGGGCACGGCCCCGAGGCGGCGCGGCCGCUGCAGCAGCUGCUGGAGCUGUACAGCGCCGUGCCGGGCAUCCGCACCAUCCGCGCCGACAACAUCCUCAUCAUCGAGUCGCAGCCCGACGCCGCCGCCUGCUUCGCCGACGGGGAAGCGCUGUCCGGGCGCCGCCGGGAGCCCCGCGCCGCGUCCCCUCCGCGCCGUGCCGACCCGCUGCGGGAGCUGUUGGCCCGCCGGGGAGCGGCCGUCGCCGAGAUCCGCGCCGACCAGGUCGUCAUCUACGAGGCGGCCGAAGCGCCGGAGCCUCCCGAGGCCGCCGAGCCGGGCACCGUCAGCCGCCUCCUGGAGAAGUUCGGGCAGCGACCGCGGGGCCGCCGCCGCCGGGGCGGGGAAGCGCCGGCCGGGGCCGCUCCCCCCCCGGCGGCUCCGGGCUCCCCCCGCUCCUCGGCUCCCCCCCCGGCGGCGCCGACCUCCCCCCGCCCCUCGGCCCCGAAGGCCGCCCCGACCUCCCCCCGUGCUGCGGUCCCCCAGCCGCUGCCGGCCCGUCCCCAGCCGGCUGCCCCCCGCGCCGCCGCCCCGCAGCCCGCGGCUCCCCCGACAGUCCCGGCGUCCCCCAGGGCUGUGACCCCACCGGCGGUCCCGGUCUCUCCCCCUGCCCCGACGGGUGCGCCCAAAGCCGCGGCUCCCCAGGCCAACUGCUUCCUGCACAAGAUCGGCUCCAACUCCUUCACUGUGACCCCCCGGGGCCUGCCCCCCCCCGGCCGUGUCCCCGAGCCUCCCCCCAGCCGUGUCCCUGAGCCCACCGCCCGGAGCGUGCCGCCCAAGGGGCCGCCAGUGCCAUCCACCAGCGCUGCCAACGCCAGGAGGCCAAAGCCAGAGGAGGUCGAAGUGGCCGCAUCGCCCCCGCCCAGUGCCAGUCCGGCCCCCAGUGCCACCCAGCCGCUCUCUGCGUUCGCCCCCCGGGCUGGGGGCUCCUUUGAGAUCCACCCGGCCCCCAAGCCCGACCUGGCUGCCAUCCCUGCUCACGACCUGCAGGCGCAGGCCUUGGCCAAGCUGCGCCUGAAUUCACGCAACUCCUUCCUCUUUGUGCCCCGCCGGGAGGGCGGCACGGCUCUGCCUGCGGCCCAGAGCAGCGGGACGGGGCCACCGCCGCCAUCCCCGCAGCAGAAGGUACAGAAGGAGCCCCUGCGGGUUUCCGCUCCGGAGCAGGAAGAGCCGAUCGCUUCCCCGCCGGCGCCUGUGGAUCCGUCGGUACCUGUGACCUACAUCGAUGACAUUGUGGAGCCGGACAGUGGGGAGCUCUCCCCGAGGGCAACGAGGACGGAGAACUUGGAUCAGCCUGGAGGAGCCGGCCCUGAGCUGGAGAUGGAGAUCUCCUCCGUGCCCCUCUACAGACCGCAUUCCCCCGGGCUCCACCAGAGGGGAGGUAACACCUUCACUGUGGUGCCCAAAAGGAAGCCUGUCGCCUCGGGGCUGCAGGGUCUUACAGAGGCUGGUGGGAGGCCUCAGCGGGAGGAAGAGGAGGAGGAUGAGGAAAGCAAAGGAAGAAGCAAAGCUGUAGAGAACGCAGAUGGGCCCCAGGUGGGGCCGUCCCAUAAGAAGCGCUACCCCACGGUGAACGAGAUCGAAGUGAUCGGCGGGUACCUGUCCCUCGAGAGGUCCUGCAUCAGCAAGACGGGCUCCCGCCGCAAGAAGAUGAAGAUCUCUUUCAACGAGACAAGUUUGCAGACCAUGUUUGAGUAUCCAUCGGAGAGCUCACUGGCGGAGGAGGAAGAGGAGGAGGAGGAGGAGGAAGGACACGCUUCGGAAACAGAGGAGGACAAAUCUCACACCUUUCGCAUUCCACGCCCAAACAGCACUUUGCAUCCCAAUGCAGCUAACCCAGCAGAUCUAUCCAGCUACACCCCAAAGCACUCUGUGAAGUUCAGCGAGUGGCAGGAGCAGAAGUAUGAGGAGAUGCCUGCCAAGGGACCCCUCCUGAAGGAAGCUGAUUCCCAAGGGAACCAAGUCAUGCUCACCCCAGCCGAGAAGGGCAGACUCUCUGACUUCAGCAGUGAGCCCGCUCUGUACUUCUGACGGCUCCACCUCUGAGCCUGCAGCAGCAGCUGCUGGGCAGAGCCUGGCAGUGCACCGUGGAAACCAACGCCUGGGUCCCUCCCUCAUGGCAGGUUUCACAGCAUCCCGAUGCCAAGGGUGGAGGAGAUGCCAUUGGGUGUCUUUGGAGAACAUUUGCACUGGGUUCUGGGACCUAAACGACUGGUUUUUUUAACGCAUAUGGUUUAUUCUCCCUGUGGCCUUGCAUAUUCCUUGUUCAAGAUCAGCUGUUGAUGAGACAGGUAUCUUAAAGCAAUGUGUAACCCCAGGAUGGAUGUAGAUUCUCUCAGUGCUUAUGACUCUGCUCAUCCGAGUGCUGAAUGGGGCCCGGACAGCAUUUGUAACACUUCCCUCACGAGAGGCCCCAGUGAAGAAAGCUGUGGGCAGGUGGCUGGGCUCACUGCAGUGGUUCUGACAGCCAGGUUGUGGUGGCUGGAAGAGCUGCUGAGGGUUUGUGGGUUGUUCUUGAUGUGUUUUUGGGUCUGGUUUCACCAGUCGUGGAAUUUAUGUGCCAGUUAAGCUCUUGUGAAGGAAGCUGAACACACUGUGUGGGUGAUGGGGAGGGGAAUAAAUGCCUUCAGCUUUAGGUGUCACUUUUGCACUGACAGCAGGAAGCACCCGGUCCAGCUUGAGCCUUGUGAAGGUUCCCAAACAUUGGCCAUAGCUUUGAUCUCUGUAACUUCCUCUGCUCUCCAGUCUGUACUAACUGCUAAUUGUGCUUGUUUGCCAGUAACUCCUGUUCUGUUUUGGCAUCUAAUGGGGCCAGGCCUGGGACAGCUGUGUCUUAGGUGGUGGGGAGGGAGACUUGCUCCUUGCCUUGCUCACUCUACUUCUCUAUGCAAAGCACAGGAGGACCAUUUCACUCCUUCCUUCUGCAGAACUUGAACAAGGAAUAUGGUUUUUUUCUUAGUAUUUUUAUAGUUCUGUUGUAAUUGUUUGAUGCAGCCAACAUGCACAGGAAUCUGCUAGACUCUUCCAUUUAAAUUUUUUACGACUGUACACUCAGGGUCAAAAUUGCACUCUGGAAAAGACUGAACACUGCUGCUAAUGUGAUUUGUACUUCUGGGAUUAAAAGAGAUGCAGUUGGAAUAGA